AUGCAGUUAGCUACUGUGUUGUCGUGGUUGUUGACCAAAAUCAAGGGGCUUUCAACAAGUCGUUCCAUUGCUCAUAAUAUAAUGAUUCUUCAGGAUCUUAUCAAAAACUAUGGAAGGAAAUCUAUCACCCCUCGGUGUGCUAUCAAAGUUGACUUGAGUAAAGCUUAUGAUACAGUUGAUUGGGGGUUCUUGGAAGACAUUCAGGAAGCUCUUUGUUUUCUGACUAAGUUCAUUGGCUGGAUCAUGAACUGUUUGAGAAGCACAAGCUACCUUUUGAUGAUUAAUGGCAGGAUUCAAGGAAAGUUUUUGGGAAAGAAAGGUGUUCGCUAA
This is a messenger RNA of Cannabis sativa, 330 nucleotides long. RefSeq lists its product as uncharacterized. The transcript has a single exon. Bases 1 to 330 code for a protein of 109 amino acids. Lineage: Eukaryota; Viridiplantae; Streptophyta; Magnoliopsida; Rosales; Cannabaceae. The record is from RefSeq and is a predicted model, not a curated record.